UAUAAAUGGUACUCAAAGUAUUGGUCUGCACCCCAAAGCCAUCGGUGUUUUGAUUGCCUAUACAAAACAAGAAAGAGAGUCGUUACUUGUUUGAACAAUGGCUGCAAAAGAUAGGAUCCUUGUUCUGGGAGCUACAGGAUCCAUGGGAAGACACGUAGUAUGGGCAAGUGUUAAGGCUGGCAAUCCCACAUAUGUCUUGGUCAGGAAUACCCCUGGCGCUAAGAGCAAUGUACGCCUUGUCAAAGCUGCUAAUCCUGAAACCAAGGAAGAGCUCCUUCAGAGCUUCAUCAAUUCUGGUGUUAACAUAAUCGAGGGAGAUAUGAACGAUCAUGAAACUCUGGUUAAUGCAAUCAAGCAAGUUCAUACUGUAAUAUGCACUCUUGGUAAACAACUAAUAGGAGAUCAGGUGAAGAUCAUUGAAGCAAUCAAAGAAGCUGGCAACGUCAAGAGAUUUUUUCCAUCUGAAUUUGGGUUGGAUGUGGACCGUCACGAAGCAGUGGAGCCAUUUAGAGAAAUUUGCGAGGAAAAAGCAAAAAUACGAAGAAUGAUUGAAGCCGAAGGAAUUCCUUAUACUUACAUAUGUUGCUUUGCCUUUACUGGUUACUACUUACGUAACCUGUGGCAGCUUGACACUGUUGUCCCUCCUCGGAACAAGGUAGUCAUAGUAGGAAAUGGAAACGUGAAAGGAGCAUUUGUGACUGAGGCUGAUGUGGGCACUUUCACCAUCGAAGCAGCGAACGAUCCUAGAGCCUUGAACAAAGCCGUCCACAUAAGGCUCCCUGCCAAUUAUUUGACCUCAGAUGAAAUCAUCCCUUUGUGGGAGAAAAAGAUUGGGAAGACUCUUGAGAAAAUUUAUGUUCCAGAGGAACAAGUUCUCAAGGAAAUUCAGAAGUCUUCUUUCCCAAAUAAUUACCUCUUGGCGUUGUAUCACUCACAGUUGAUAAAGGGAGAUGCGGUUUAUGAGAUUGACCCAGCCAAAGACAUUGAAGCAUCUGAGUUUUAUCCCCAUGUGAAAUACACAACCGUUGAUGAAUAUUUUAAUCAGUUUGUCUGAUUUUUUAAUUACCCAACUUUAAUAACUCUGCUUUGCUUCUGCCUAAUAAAACAGGAUAAAACUAGGUCUUGUUGGUAAUGUUAAUUAAAGAAAAGUAUCAUAAGUAAACAAAUGUUAUUUUAACUUUUUUGCCUCAGUUAUUUCAAUAAAGGCAUGCAGGGUUUGUAGUUUGCCAGCACUACCAUUC
Molecule: messenger RNA, 1241 nt
Organism: Cajanus cajan (pigeon pea)
Lineage: Eukaryota; Viridiplantae; Streptophyta; Magnoliopsida; Fabales; Fabaceae
Product: isoflavone reductase
Molecular function (GO): oxidoreductase activity
Source: RefSeq, a predicted model, not a curated record